AUCACCAGAUCAACCAACCAACCGAACACGUCCUCUCGAGGGAAGAAAUGGGUUCGUGCGUCUCGCGCUCGCCGGCGUCGGCGCCGUCCGCAGGAUCAUCAGUGCGGAGAGUGCCCACCGUGAAGGUUGUGGACAUGGACGGCUCCAUGGCGCAGUACGCGGCGCCCAUCACGGCGCGGGAGGCCCUGGGCGACGACGAGCGCCGCCGUGGCGCGCCGGUCUUCCUAUGCAGCUCCGACGAGCUCCGCCUCGACGCGCCCCCGCGCGCGCUAGCGGACGAGGAGGCGCUGCAGCCUGGGUGGCUCUACCUCGUGCUCCCCAUGUCCAUGCUUCGCCUCGCGCUCACCGGGAACGACAUGGCCGCCCUCGCCGUCAGGGCCAGCUCCGCGCUCGCCGUCGUCAGCGGUGCCGCGUCCCCUCCGAGGAGCAAGAGCAUGGCUGGCACCAAGGUCAAGCAACGGAAAACGGCUCGAGUGGCACCCGUCGUCGCCUCCGACGAGCACGCCGAACUAGCAGAUGGUGAAUGGAGCCAGCACGCCUAUGGCAAACAUGGAGCCGCGCGCAAGACGGUGCGCGGCGGCGGCGAUGAGACGGCAGGGAAAAGGAGGAAGAGAGCGGGUUACAGAAGUAGCGGCGCUCGUCAUCGUCAUGGUGCGGCAGACGUGCCGAGGUUAAGUGCCAUUCUAGAAGAUGACGACUUUUGA
This is a messenger RNA of Lolium rigidum, 704 nucleotides long. RefSeq lists its product as uncharacterized. Bases 48 to 704 code for a protein of 218 amino acids. The record is from RefSeq and is a predicted model, not a curated record. Lineage: Eukaryota; Viridiplantae; Streptophyta; Magnoliopsida; Poales; Poaceae. The transcript has a single exon.